CUAUUAAUGAAAGGUAAGAGAAAGUGACCAAAUUUGAAAUAUUAAACUGGGGUUAAUGACCACGAAUGAAAUAAAAUAUUUUUAGUGACAAAACGCAAAACUUUAUAUUACCAAAUUUGCAAUUUGCUCCCAAAAGAUUAACAUUAGGGAGAAAUGUGUUUAAGGAAGUACGAUAAUAAUCACUAUCAUUCUUGCCGAAAACUAAUAAACUAUACAAGCCAUAAACAUAAAUAUAAAAAUUCAUAAUAAUAUUCUUAUUCCAAAUUAGAUAUGAAGAGCCUGGACAAGUUUAAGCAUAAUAUUUAAAACCGAUUUUAAACUUUAAGAAUAUAAAACCCAGAGCAGAAGAAGUUAAGCAUGAAGCAGCCCUUUAAACCACAUAAAGUCAAAUUCGUUUCGCUUCAAGUCACGAUAUCAUACUAAUCUGCAACCAUUCAGGUACGCUAAAUCAACUAAGGUCCAAAAUGAUAUUGCAGUUGAAAACAAUUUCAAGUUGAAAUCUUCCUUUCUGAGUAUGGUGCCAUUGUUACACAUUCCCAGUUAGUUAAACCUUGCAUGAACAUAGUAGCAUUUUCUACAGUCUAUGCACCAAAGCUCUAGAGACAAAGUUAAGAGCCCAAAUGAACAAAACCAGAGGACAUGUAGCAACACUGGAAGAAGAGAAAGGAGAUUAAUGGAAGAGACGAUGGGACAUGUGAAUUCAAGGGGCUCCUCCUAUCAUGUGACUCACUCUCUGUAUUUUGACAACAAUGGUCCCCCAAAUGGAGCUCCUUCUCCAUCCAUUCUCUGUCUCUUUCCCUUCCAGACACAGAGACAGUGACAAAAGGUUGCAGGGAGGGAACCAAAAAUCUCUUUCGUCCAGCAAUCUUUGAAUACGACCCAUCAAACACCACCCCCAAAUUCCCUUGCCACCAUUAUUAUCACUAGAAAAAACCCUGUUCAUAUAUAGCUACCCCUCAAAAAUAAAUGACACUUCCAUUCAUGAAGAUGGGUGUUCUUUCUCUGCCUCUGCAUGCGCACGUUAAUGAGUUUCUCCCACAACUGUUCCAAUCCCAGUUGACGAUUUCUUGUGCUUGAUGAUGGGUAACAGGGGAAUCAUUGUUAUUUUCACCAAAGCUUGUGUCUUUACUAGCACUGUUUGGUUUUCUGCUUGAAUGGAGGCAUGGAAGGGGUCCUCCUCCCAGUCACAAUAGUAUGAAAUUAUCUGUCUAGUAGUGUAGGGGGGUGACAUUAAAUGUUAUGUGUAUUCAAUUGUGGUUUCAUGUGUUGCUUUUCUAGAAAAAAUUUAGUUUGCUUAAAUGCUUGUACCUGUAAGAGGAAACCCUCCCCCCCACAACCUAUCUCAAACUGUUCAAUAAGAUAUAUCUAGCUGGUUUAUGCAUGCAAGCUGUUUGCUUCAUUGCCUGAAUGAAAAAGGUUGGGUGAGUUUCUGUCUUCUGCAGCAGCUGUCGCAGUUGGAUUUUAAUGGUACCACUCAGAUUUUCUCUCUCUCUCUCUCUCUCUCUCUCUCUCUCACAAGCUACACUUAAUGGGGUUUUUGGUUGUUUUCUGGGAAGUUUGGUUUAUUCUUACAUUUGUAUAUGUAAGUGACGUGAUAUAUGGAGAGGGGUUGGGGAGGGACUUCUUCACUUGGAACUUUGUGGCAGGGGUGAAAACAUGUCCUGUCGUUGUUACUCAUUUUGCCUUCUAGUUGAAAUUGUUCUGCCUUUGUUGUUUCAUGGAAUCUAAAAUUCCCAGGUUUAGCUGCAAAAGGUCACAAAAGUUAUUCACUUUGUCAUGCACAUGAUGUUUGGAAUCAUUUGUUUGAGCUUUCUGUCGAGCUGAGAGAGAGAGAGAGAGAGAGAGAGAGAGAGGGAAAGAGAGAAAUGACCAUACGACUGCUUGCUUAUCAUGGCCUCUAAGGUACUUUUUGUACAAAAGCAGCAGGUUGCAGAUGGUUUUAUUUAGAAGGCAGUGUCUUGGAUUUUGACAUUGCUAAAGCAGUGAUGCUUUUUCUAAGAUUAGGCCUCUCGGUUUUGGAGAUCUUUCAUGGGAACUAAAGGUUAGCUGUGGUGGGCUGCCUCAGUUCUCAACCAAUAUAUUGGUGUCUGGCAAGACUAAUUUUUUCAGGUUUUCGAAAAGUUUGCAGAUUCUUUGCUGGGAAUCUUUAGGGAUUCGCAAUUUGGCUUCUUUCUGCCAGAUGGAAAUUCUUCCGGUCUUUGGAGAAACAAACACUUCCCUUGUCCUCUUCAAACUGGACAGCAUUGAUAUGUGCCUUCCAUUAACAGUGUUUACUUUAUCUGCUUAGCUGGACUGAGCUGAAAUGAAGGAAGGCACUGGAACAUGAUUCCUUCGUCAGGUUUCCAGCGUGUAAAAAGUUCUCAGUAGCUUUGAAUUUCUGCUCAGCCUUUUGUUCCUACCUAUUCAGCUGCUCACCAAUACUACGUUUGAAAAAAUUCACCUUGAAAUUUGUGCUACUUGAGUGCUCUCUCUUUCUUUUCAACAGUUCAUGGUUUAGCUGUUGCAUAAGUUCCAUCGUAGUCUUUUGCAAGUUUCAAACUUGAUAUCCAAGAGGUCUUAUUUUCCAACUCCCAUGUAGAAUCUGAAGAGAAUAGGAAAAGGAGAGUAUUUGAUUGAUGCAUUCAGUUGUUGCUUGACUUACAUCCUUUAAGAAGGUGCUUAGUUGGUAUGCGUACAGUAAAAAGAUUAAACGGUUUCUUUGUUCUGGGUUGGUGAGUAAUAGUCUGAGCUGGUGGAGCACUUUUGAAGAAUUUGUUGUUGCAGAGUUUUGAAAAGAGUAUACCGAUCAUUAGAAGCUUUUAGUUCCAUGGCUGAAAUAUGACUAACUGUUGAUUGCUGCUUGGUGUGUUAUCAAUCCAUUCUUGCAGCAUAUUAUAAUUUGAUUUCCUACUUCCAUACUUUCCCCAGGAUCAGUUCAAGAUCCAUUGGCCAUCUCAAAGUUCAAAGAGUUAUGCUAUUUGACCAUGCAUUUGCUCUGGUGGCUACAUUUACCACUGCUUUUGAUGGUGCAACUCUUACAGCUCUCAAGUACUGUUCGGAUAAGGCAUGGUUAGAAUCUUUUAACUUCUCUUUGAAUUCUCCAAUUACUGCUUGUCUUAGCCAGAUAGAUCAUAUUAGUUGAUUUGAGUGACAUGCUACAGUUAUUUCUUGCUUCUAAACACAGCUCAGUUUAUUUUGCUACAGCUGAAACUUCGUUUGCUUGUGAGAGUACCCUUUGCAAUAACAAACAGUCCAAUGGCUGGAUGGAGGGAUACCCAUGUCUAAGACAAUCAGCAAGUCGCAAGCAUCGCCAAUUUAAAACCCCAGGCAUCCAUUUAGGAUUACAAGAACGGUUAUAUUUAUUACACACUAAGAGGAUAGCAAAGACAGUUGAUGGAUCCAAUGGUGUUCCUACAUUAACACCAGUGCAACCAUAUGAUGACACAAAAGCAUGGAAAAAGAAAGUUGCAGCCAUAGCUGGAGGUGUUGGUGCAGUUCUUCUAGUAAUUAUCAUUGUGGUAAUCGUUUACUUGUGCAUUAAGAAAUUGGCAGCACAAACUUCUGAAAGGGAGUCCUCUGCACAAUCUCCAACAACAGGGUUGGAAAUAGUUGGAACUCCCACAUAUGCUAGUCCUCAUCCUCCGGGCACACACUUCCUGAGAUUAUUGACAAUUGAGGAGUUGAAGCUGGCGACACGAAGUUUCAGUGACAGCAAUAUCAUAGGCGAAGGCUUGCUUGGUUUGGUUUACAAAGGGCUGCUUCUUGAUGGAUCUAUUGCUGUCAUAAAGAGAAACAUAUAUCAUCCGGUUCAGAACUUUGCUAAUGAGGUUAGACACAUCGCUUCCGUCCAGAACCAGCAUCUUGUAAAGCUUAUUGGUUAUUGUGAGGAUAGGCAGCAACAGUUUCUUGUAACUGAAUUCAUAUCCAAUGGAAAUGUGGGACAAUACCUCUAUGAUAGUGAAGGUCUGCCUGUUGGGAAAUUGGGUAUCAAGCGUAGACUGGCCAUAGCCUUAGGUGCAGCAAAAGGGCUUCGGUAUCUUCACAGUUUGGUCCCUCCUUUCCUGCACAUGCAUUUCAGAACCAGCAAUGUGCUUGUGGAUGAAUAUUUCACUGCUAAGGUAUCUGACUAUGGAAUCUACAAGUGGGUAGCAGAAACUCCGCACCCGGGAUCUUCUUCUUCUGUAGAUCACUUCCUUGAUCCCGAGUUGAAUUCGUCGAGGGACUUCUCAGAUCUCAGUGAUGUCUACAGUUAUGGAGUAUUCCUACUAGAGCUGAUCAGUGGACGUGAAGCACAUGGCAAGUAUCAAUCAAACUCAGACCAGAAUCUACUGCUUCAGGCUAGGGAUAGCAGCCUCAAUGACUUCGUGGACAAGUCGCUCCAAGCUAAGGAUCGAACGAAACGAAUCAUGGUGGAUCUGGCAUUGAUGUGUGUGGAUGUCAGCACAAGGAGACCUUCAAUGGAGAAGGUUGUCAAAGCGCUUGAAUGGAUUCGAGGGCGGGAAACUGGGCAUGUGGAUCAUGACUAUGGUGAGGAGAUUGGAGCUGUAAAACUUGGGAGUGAACUCUUCAAAUGACCAGCCUUUAUUUAUCUCCUGUCUUUCUAUGGAUUUACAUUCAACUGCUAAUUAGUGGCAUUCUUUAUUGGACGUAAUAUUAGUACCAAAGUUUAAGGACUUCAAGUCAUUCAUCAACUUGCAGAUUGGUUCAGAUUGUUUUAAUUGUGAUUAAAAGUGGUGUUUACUGAAUAAAAAAAGGAUGGCGGCAAUCUAUGGAUGCUGAAUGUGGCUUGAAUUCUUCCAUUGUUAGUUGCUGUUUGGCAAGCAGCCUAAUUAGCCCAUUUUCACAAAAAUGAAACUUGACAAGCAAUACAAUGUCAGAACAAUAGCAUUCAUGAGAUUAAAUGUUUUAUUAUUAUUGACAAGCAAUACAUGAGAUUCCGUGUACGUGCUCGAGUUUGCCGAGCUAAGUGAAAGUUCGAAAAGAUAGUAAUACAAGAAUUUUAGUGCUAAAAAAAAACUAGAAAAACGAAUGACCUUCAACGAUCAACAUUUACCAACCAUCAUACGAGCUCUCGUCUAGUUAAUUGCGAAUUAAUCUCAAUGAACCAC
Molecule: messenger RNA, 5087 nt
Organism: Linum trigynum
Lineage: Eukaryota; Viridiplantae; Streptophyta; Magnoliopsida; Malpighiales; Linaceae
Source: the annotation of a GenBank genome assembly